AUGUCCACCCAACAACUAGAAUACACUCCUCUAGAUGAGAUUGAUAGGAAGAUUCAACGUUCAGUUGAUUACUACCACAAUAGACAGAGAAAUUUAGCUCAAGUCAGAAAUCCUUCCAAACACGACCUUCAAUUUAGAGAACUGCAGUUGAAGAAGCUUUACUAUGCUGUCAAGGAUAAUGAACAGGAAAUUGUCAAAGCUCUACAGGCAGAUUUCCAUCGUUCUCCAUUAGAAACUAUUGGUUUGGAAUACUGUAAAUUGGUUGGUGAUAUUCUAAACAUGUUAAAAGGUUUGAAAAAAUGGGUGAAACCUGAAAAGGUUGCUGAUAAUAGCCCACCUUUUAUGUUUGGUAAGAUUGUCAUUGAAAAAGCGUCCUUAGGUAGUGUUUUGGUCAUUUCUCCAUUUAAUUUCCCAGUCAUGCUAGGUUUAACACCAGUAGCUGGCGCAAUUGCUGGUGGUAAUUCAGUUAUCUUGAAACCAAGUGAAUUAACACCUUGUUCUGCUAGGAUAUGUGAAAAAAUUAUCAGAGAGGCUAAUUUGGAUGAAAAUUUAGUUCAAAUUGUCCAAGGUGCUGUUCCAGAGACAACUAGAUUAUUAGAAUGUGGGAAAUUCUCAAAAAUAUUUUACACCGGCUCACCAGCUGUUGGUUCAAUUGUAGCUGAAAAGGCGGCAAAAAGUUUAACUCCUUGUGUAUUAGAAUUAGGUGGUAAAUCACCAGUUUAUAUCACUGAAAAUUUUAGUAAUAUGAAGAUUGAAACUGCUUUGAAAAGAAUUUACUUCGGCAAAUUCGGUAAUGCUGGUCAAAUUUGUGUGGCACCUGAUUAUAUGUUGGUCCAUGAAUCUAAAUAUGAAGUUGUACUACAAGUUGCCAAAAAAUUAUUGGAAGAAUUUUGGCCAGGCUUUAAUCAAAAUACAGAUUAUACCCAUAUGGUUAACUUUAAAGCUUAUUCCAACACCGUUCAAAAAUUAAAGACUACAAAGGGUCAAGUUUAUACUCCAAACUUUGCCGAACCAGAUGAAAUUUCCUUGUGUAUUCCACCAUCUGUUAUCUCAAAUGUCGAUUGGGCUGAUCCAUUGAUGAUGGAAGAAAAUUUUGGUCCAGUUUUACCAUUAAUCAAAUAUUCAAAUUUAGAUGAUGCUUUGGAUAAUGUAAUUAAGUACCAUGAUACACCACUCGUCCAAUACAUCUUCUCUGACAGUAAAGCUGAUAUUGAUCAUAUCUUAACUCGUGUAAGGUCAGGUGAUUGUUUGAUCGGUGACACUAUGAUGCAUGUAGGUAUUAAUAAUGCACCAUUUGGAGGUAUUGGUAACUCUGGCUACGGUAGCUACGGUGGUGUUUUCAGUUUUAAAGCAUUUACACAUGAAAGAAUCGUUUUCAAGCAACCAUUCUGGAUGGAUUUCCUUUUGACCAUGAGAUAUCCGCCAUUCACUGAAUCGAAGUUAAAGCUUAUGAAGUUGGCAAGUGAACCUCAACCUUGGUUUAAUAGAGAUGGUACAGAUAAAUUGUCCUACAAGAAGGUUCUUGCUAUCUCCUCCAUGAUAGUUCUAACGGCUUAUAUUGUCAAUGGUUUACAAUAG
This is a messenger RNA of Vanderwaltozyma polyspora DSM 70294, 1578 nucleotides long. RefSeq names its product hexadecenal dehydrogenase (gene HFD1). The record is from RefSeq and is a predicted model, not a curated record. Gene Ontology annotation, biological process: aldehyde metabolic process. Lineage: Eukaryota; Fungi; Ascomycota; Saccharomycetes; Saccharomycetales; Saccharomycetaceae. Bases 1 to 1578 code for a protein of 525 amino acids. Gene Ontology annotation, cellular component: cytoplasm. The transcript has a single exon. Gene Ontology annotation, molecular function: aldehyde dehydrogenase (NAD+) activity.